GAUGUCAACUUGGCGCCAUAUCGUUCGUCUACAUACAGAAUCCGAUGUCACUGAGCAACGACGACUCCUUGAUGACCGCACCAGUACUUGGCGUCGCGAUAAGUCAUUCUCUCGUGAGCUGCAUCGUCGUAUAACUGGUGGCAGGAUUCAAAUGGUUGGAAGUGAACAGGAGCGGUCGGAGUACUACAAAUGCGAGGUCUCUGCUUGUUCUGCGCGGACAAAACUCGUGGUCAUUGUGCGUACAACACCUGAUGAUGAGGACGACGUCUUCAUCGAUGGAUACCGAUACUAUUCGGUUGCUGCCCAUACAAACCACCGCCCUAUGUCUGCUGAGCAAAUGGCCGAGUUCGAUAAUCCGCGUUGA
Messenger RNA from Meloidogyne enterolobii, 364 nucleotides. The record is from the annotation of a GenBank genome assembly. Lineage: Eukaryota; Metazoa; Nematoda; Chromadorea; Rhabditida; Meloidogynidae.